Corticium candelabrum is the source of this 3382-nucleotide messenger RNA. Its product is annotated as thioester-containing protein 1 allele R1-like. The coding region runs from base 289 to 2736 and encodes 815 amino acids. The record is from RefSeq and is a predicted model, not a curated record. The transcript has 21 exons. Gene Ontology annotation, cellular component: extracellular region. NCBI's taxonomy places the organism in Eukaryota, Metazoa, Porifera, Homoscleromorpha, Homosclerophorida, Plakinidae. Gene Ontology annotation, molecular function: endopeptidase inhibitor activity.
CAGACAGACAGACAGACAGACAGAUAAACAGACAUAUGAAUUGUGCAACUCGACCAUGCGUCGAGAACUGCCAAUUUUAGCUAUGGUGCCUUUUACUGAUAUUCACUGUAUGGUAGUAUAAAUAUUGAUGUCGAAAAUAAAAGACAGGCAGACAGACAGACAGACAGACAGACAGACAGGCAGUCGUCCAUUUCGUUCUAUUCACUAUUUCAUCUCUUCAGCCAAAAUGGCAUUUUGAGAACGACCGUUAACGUUCCCGACUCCAUUACGGACUGGAUAUUGCAAGGAAUGAGUCUAUCAAGCAGCGGAUUUGGAGUGGCAAAACCCAAAACACUUCGAGCAUACAAAUCAUUCUUCAUUGAGUGUCGAAUGCCAUUUUCCGCUCGGCGUCUCGAACAAAUAUCAAUUGUUUGUCUUGCGUACAACUUUAAUGGAAAUGAGUUAUGUGCUCUAGUGCAGCUGUUGAACACACCGGAAAGCAUUUGUACGAGUGCAGGAGUGGGAGAUAAACAAGUCAUCACGAGAAAUUUCAUUCUAAAGGGAACGUCCUCCUAUCCCAUUGUCAUCCAUGUUGUGCCGUUGGACUUGGGAUCUCAUCGCUUGACUGUACAACUGCUUACCAAUAUGGGGACAGAUGAAGUUGUUUACCAUCUUAAAGUUGAACCGGAAGGAAUCAGGAUCGACCAGCUAUUCACGAUUGAGUUAGACCCACAAGAUCUAAACUUUCCAAGAAGACAGCGCUGUCGCUCAGCUCCUGAUCAAGAGCUUGAACAAACCUGUUUUGACAGUCGAAGUUGCUCCGCUCGAACACACAACGCUGCAAGAAUGACCAAAGAUCAAUGCUGUGACGUCAGAAAUUUUUAUUGGACUCCACACGGAUGGGGAGACAACUGUGAGACAUGCCCUCUUACUGGAAUUUAUCGUAGAACUAACGUAAGCAAAGUCGAAAAUGGCAAAGCACAAGACAACUAUUUCCGUCUUGUUUUACCAGAAGAUGUCGUCCCGGAGUCCGACCAAGCAUUUGUCACUAUUACAGGCAGUUACCUGCAGAACGCAAAGAUCAGAUCACCCCGCGCAAAGCAGCUUCAGGGUCUUCCAAGCGACACCAACGAGCAAGCAGUGUUCGCUCUCGGAAUCAGCGUCGCAAACCUCCGAUACAUGAAAUUUACGGGUCAAGACGGAUCGUCACAGUAUAGAGAUCUACUCUCAGCUACUAAACAAACCUUUCAAAAUGUUAUCGAUCAGCAGGACAAGAAUGGAAGUUAUCGAGCGUACUGGUCUCAAUCUUCAACCUACUUUAUGGCUACAACGUUGACAAUACUGACGUCUGCUUCCGAGUUUGUAUUUAUCGACAAGAAAAUUUUGAAGGACGCCAAAGAUGUCGUGGCCGGUCGAAUGAAAGAUAGCUGCAUAUUAGAAGACCAGGAAGCAGACACGAAUUUCAACAUAGUCUCAUUAGCUGCUCAUGCCAUCGCCUCAUUUUCCGGGAAAAUAAGUCGCAAAGUCUUCUGUCCUAAAUCGGGCUCUGACAACUGUAUCUGCUGCUCUAAUCAUCGGAUCAUCAACAGCUUUAGACGCUGGAGAAGAGAUGCCGACGAUUACACGCGCUCUUGGGCGUUUUACGCCAUGACGCUCGCCUGUCUACCACAAAAUGGCGACAACUGUUGUAACGAAACCUUUCGGGAAAUUCUCCGCGUUGACAUGUACAAGGCAGCCCAAACACGAAAAGGCAGGAGAUUUUGGUCAGACGAACCCGAUGCUGAUGAUGUUGCUACCUCUAGAUCGAUCAUGACGACAGCCAUCAUGUUGUGCGCAUACGUAGCAAAGGGAGAUAUUGAAGAAGCUAGGCCAGUCGCCCGUUGGUUGAGCAGUGUUCGCAACACGAACCUGGAGCUUCCAUCAACGGAAAGUACUUACUGGACGCAGGAAUGCUUGACUGCCUUUUCAAGAGUGUUACAGCAACAGCGAAAUCUCAACGUGAAAUCGUGUUUUGUCAACGACUCGUUUGCAAACACUGUGAACGUGGAUGACAGCAACAGAGACGUGGAACAAUCGUUUAAAAUUCCAUCAGAAGGUUUGCUGAAAGUCACAACGACAGGAAAUGGAGUGGGAUUCAUGCAGGUCAAGCUGAGCUACAACACGAUCAAAUACGAUAACGAGAAGUGCCACUUUACCUUUACAGUAAACACCAGCAACCUUAAUAAUUCAAUAGAAAACGAAAAACAAGUUCUAGUUUCACUAUGCAUAAGGCACCAGUUAACUGUCUCUGCCAAUUCUGUGACCGUCGAAGUUAAGAUCCCUACAGGAUACUCUCCUUGUGAUGAAGCAACUAUGGGGAAUACGAAGGACAAACAUUGUCUUGAUGAAAUCUUACUCAAAAUGGGAGAUCAACUUGGUUUGGAAAGCUAUGAAAAUUAUGAUUCUACUGUGUUCUUCCAUCUCAAACAGGUGCCUUCAAAGACAGAUUUGUGCAUCAAUUUCAAACUACUUGAAAAGUUGUCCGUUCAGUCUCGCACCCCAGUCUUUGCUAAAGUCUAUAAAGAAGAAGAGCGAGGUGCGUACUGUGCUGUGCCGUACUCAGUCGACAACAAGGACGAGACGCUGACGUUGCUCGGCUGCUCCAAAAACUCAGGAACGUUGUGCGUAUGUGCAGCAGGUCGUUGCCCGAAACUGGGACCAAUCAAGAACAGAAUAUGCCAGGCCUGCAACCAUCAUCACUACGCAUUCAAAGUUUGAUUGACUAAGAUAGUCCAGAAAGACGCAUGGUAUCGAAUAAGAUGUGACCUUGAACAGGUCAUCAAACCCGGAAUGCACCCUACAAGCAAUCGCAUUCUAUUCUGGAUGCGAGACGUCUGCUAUAGUAAAGUCAAUCUCAAAGUUGAAGAGACAUAUCACGUCAUGGGACUGGAGAGCUCAAAGUUCGUUUUAGAUCACAACUCGCUGAUCGAAGAGUGGCCCAAGUAUACUGAGCGAGCCGACCCCAAUUGCAUAAAAAAGAAGACCGACGCUUGCAUUCGCAAAAAGUGCAAAAGCAAGGGCAGGAGAGGAGGGAGAAGACACAACGAUUGCGUAAAAAGCAAGAAGACAAUUUGCAAACGGCAGGCGAAAGGCAACUGCUUGACCGGUUUUACUCGGUACCUCGAGGACAUACGCAUUGGGCAUGUGUGCGAGAGAAGCGACCUUUGCAAAUAAACGCGGUCUCGGAGAAGACAUGCACUGAAACGUUUGUGAGUACCGGUAUACCUGGUCUUGCCGUUUGUAAGAUAGAUAGAUGAUCGUUGAGUUAAAUCGAGCUGUCUCGGCUUGCGCUUCUAGUUUAAGACAAUUUCAAGUGUGUUUCUCACAGUCUGAAAUAUGUGACAGGAUCUCGUUCAAUCCAUAA